AUGUUGAGAACUACCAGUACUCGUUUACCUAGAUCCGUUUCCCUUUUCGGGCGCCUCACCAGAUUGAACUCUUCUUUCACUAUCCCAGCGACUCAAAAGGGUGUGAUCUUCUAUGAAAACGGUGGUGAAUUGCACUAUAAGGACAUUGCAGUCCCCAAACCAAAACCUAAUGAAAUUUUAAUUAAUAUCAAGUACUCUGGUGUUUGUCACACCGAUUUGCACGCCUGGAAAGGUGACUGGCCUUUGCCCGUGAAGCUACCACUGGUUGGUGGUCACGAAGGUGCUGGAGUGGUCGUUGCCAAGGGAAAGGAUGUUACGAAUUUCGAGAUUGGUGAUCUUGCUGGUGUUAAGUGGUUGAACAGUUCUUGUAUGGCUUGUGAGUACUGUGAGCUAGGUCAUGAGUCCAAUUGUGCCAAGGCCGAUCUAUCCGGUUAUACGCAUGAUGGUUCGUUCCAACAGUAUGCCACCGCAGAUGCAAUCCAGGCUGCUCCAAUUCCAAAAGAUACUGAUUUGGCUGAAGUUGCUCCAAUUUUGUGCGCUGGUGUCACCGUCUACAAGGCAUUGAAAACUUCUGGUGCUAAGCCUGGUCAAUGGGUAGCUAUCUCUGGUGCAGCAGGUGGUCUAGGUUCUUUGGCCGUUCAAUACGCCACAGCCAUGGGUCUGAGAGUGCUUGGUAUUGAUGGUGGUGAGGGGAAGGAAGAGCUAUUCAAGUCUCUAGGGGGGGAAGUAUUUGUUGAUUUCACCAAGACUAAGGAUAUGGUUAGCGCUAUUCAGGAAGCUACUAACGGUGGACCACACGCAGUGGUUAACGUAUCCGUCUCUGAAGCUGCAAUUCAGCAGUCCACUGAGUACGUGAGACCAACCGGUACUGUUGUUCUUGUCGGUUUGCCAGCUCACGCUUACGUGAAAUCCGAAAUCUUCUCGCAUGUUGUCAAAUCUAUCAGCAUUAAGGGUUCUUAUGUCGGUAAUAGAGCUGACACUAGAGAGGCAAUUGAUUUCUUCUCAAGAAACUUGGUCAAGUCGCCAAUAAAGAUCAUUGGUUUGUCCGAGCUACCAAAGGUUUAUGAAUUGAUGGAAGAAGGUAAAAUUUUGGGUAGAUACGUUGUCGACACAUCUCGUUGA
This is a messenger RNA of Torulaspora delbrueckii, 1122 nucleotides long. RefSeq names its product alcohol dehydrogenase ADH3 (gene ADH3). NCBI's taxonomy places the organism in Eukaryota, Fungi, Ascomycota, Saccharomycetes, Saccharomycetales, Saccharomycetaceae. The record is from RefSeq and is a predicted model, not a curated record. The transcript has a single exon. Bases 1 to 1122 code for a protein of 373 amino acids. Gene Ontology annotation, molecular function: oxidoreductase activity; zinc ion binding.